AAUUGAAGAGCAAAGAUGGUGGGUAUUUUUUCUAGGUUAUCAUCUGGCAGGAUUGGGCACAGGAGGAACCGAAGCGCAGCGGACGCAAGGCAAACGUUGGCACAGAAUGUGGAGGUUUUAAGUCCAGCUCCAGCCUCUACAACCUGUGGAAUUGCGACAUCAGCUGAGUUAAAGCCUGUUGAGCAACCAAUCGAGGUUGUUGAUUAUGAUCAACCAGUUAAAUGCCCAGUACAAGAACCUUCAAUUCUAAAUGAUGGAAGAAUAUGGGAAGAACGGAGAUCUUCUGUAAGUUCUAGAGUGAGGAGUGACUUGCCGAUGGCAAAAGAAGGAUCAAACCUUGAAUCUGAUGCCAGAAUUUAAUGUGGAUCAAGAUCAGAAUGCUGGAUAGAGAAGUUAGGACUUCAAACACUACCCAUAUUUAUCUGUUUCAGUUUAUACUUAUUUAUUCUUUGAGUAUCUUAUUUAUAAUGGUUCGUUUGUAUAAAGAAAUUUCACGGUCUUGUUGAUUUUUCUGCUGUAUUCUUUAGGUUUAUCUCUAUCUUGUUCACUACUACAGCUGGUUUGUACACAUGGCAUUUGUUUAUGUUAAUUGUCAGCUACCAAGUAGGUCUAUUUAUGACUAAUACCACCUACAAAGGACAUUUAGCUUUGGUCAUUUGAGUUCACAUCUUUCCCAACUACUUAACUAGUAUAUCCCAACCAAUGAGUGUACCAUUUCUUUAAAAACAUCUGUAAAUGGUUUUACUGCUGGAAACUUUCUUAUCUUCUGAUGAGUUUCUAGUGCAGGUUAACCAACAUGAUGUUCACUCACUACUCUUAGGAUGGUUGUUAUCAAAACUGAAUGUAAUCAAACUGUACCUUAUAAAUUGCGCUCGUUACUGAUGGACAUUUUUAUUCCUAUUGAUCUAGGGUGUGCCUAAAGUCUCUCAUCAAAAUGAUCUGCCAGUUGUUAUCCAACAUUGAAAAUAAAUCAUGUUAUCUAAUUUUCCUGAAAAUGACCAUCUUGAAUGUUACAUCCAGGCUUGUAAACGUAAACUAUCAGUGUGUUUUAUCGAUAGUAAAUCGAAACACACCAUGCUAAGAUGUGCCAAGAUGCCUCUUGUUGGUCCUUGAGAAAAUAUUGAAGCUUUUGUAAGGCGAGUAAACCAUCUUCUCAUUUUUUGUUUGUUGAUGUCUUGCAGGAAAAUUCAAAUC
Asparagus officinalis (garden asparagus) is the source of this 1194-nucleotide messenger RNA. RefSeq lists its product as uncharacterized. The record is from RefSeq and is a predicted model, not a curated record. NCBI's taxonomy places the organism in Eukaryota, Viridiplantae, Streptophyta, Magnoliopsida, Asparagales, Asparagaceae. Bases 16 to 360 code for a protein of 114 amino acids. The transcript is spliced from 3 exons.